This is a messenger RNA of Cercocebus atys (sooty mangabey), 3967 nucleotides long. It is a transcript of the gene SPAG5, whose product is annotated as sperm associated antigen 5. The coding region runs from base 122 to 3715 and encodes 1197 amino acids. The transcript has 23 exons. Gene Ontology annotation, biological process: cell division; regulation of attachment of spindle microtubules to kinetochore. Lineage: Eukaryota; Metazoa; Chordata; Mammalia; Primates; Cercopithecidae. The record is from RefSeq and is a predicted model, not a curated record.
CGGACGCGCCCGCCUGAAGCAGCCAAUUGGGAAGCGCAGAGCAGGUUCAAACACAGACGGCGGGUGAACAUGGCGUCCUCGACUUGGUUUGAGACGUGAUCGGCCUGCCUUCUGGCUGAAGAUGUGGCGGGUGAAAAAACUGAGCCUUAGCCUGUCGCCUUCGCCCCAGACGGGAAAACCAGCUAUGAGAACUCCUCUCCGUGAACUUAUCCUGCAGCCCGGUGCCCUCACCAACUCUGGAAAAAGGCCCCCCGCUUGCUCCUCGCUGACCCCAUCACUGUGCAAGCUGGGGCUGCAGGAAGGCAGCAACAACUCAUCUCCAGUGGAUUUUGUAAAUGCCAAGAGGACAGACUUCCCUUCAGAACAUUUCAGUCAUUCCUCAAAGUGGCUGGAAGCCUGUCAGCAUGAAUCAGAUGAGCAGCCUCUAGAUCCAGUUCCCCAAACUAGCUCUACUCCUAAAACGUCUGAGGAAGCAGUAGACCCACUGGACAACUAUGUGGUUAAAACCAUCGUCCUUGUACCAUCUCCACUGGGGCAGCAGCAAGACAUGACAUUUGAGGCCCAUUUAGAUACCAUGGCAGAGACAAACAGCAUAUCUUUAAAUGAACCUUUGAGAACAGGAGAUCUGGUGAGAGAGGAGGUGGCACCCUGCAUGGAAGACAGGUUUUCAGAAGUUGUUGCUGCUGUAUCUGAGAAACUUAUCUUUCAGGAAUCUCCGUCCCAUCUCUUAGAGUCUCCACCAAAUCCCUCUUCUGAACAACUAAAUUGCUCCAAGGAAAGCCUGAGGGACAGUAGGACUGAGGCUGUGCCUGAGGACUUAGUAGUACCUUCUGAAAGUAACGCCUUCUUGCCUUCCUCUUUUCUCUGGCUUUCCCCUUCAACUGCCUUGGCAGCAGACUUCCCUGUCAAUCAUGUGGACCCAGAGGAGGAAAUUGUAGAGCAUGGAGCUAUGGAGGAAAGAAAAAUGAGCUUUCCUACACACCCUAAGGAGUUUGAAUCAGAAGAUCAAGCACUUGUCUCAAAUGUGGAAGAUAUUCUGUCCACAUGCCUGACACCAAAUCUAGUAGAAAUGGAAUCCCAAGCAGCUCCAGGCCCAGCAGUAGAUGAUGGUAGGAUUCUUGGCUCUGAUACAGAGUCUUGGAUGUCCCCACUGGCCUGGCUGGAAAAAGGUGUAAAUACCUCCGUCAUGCUGGAAAAUCUCCGCCAAAGCUUAUCCAUUCCCUCGAUGCUUCGGGAUGCUGCAAUUGGCACUACCCCUUUCUCUACUUGCUCGGUGGGGACUUGGUUUACUCCCUCAGCACCACAGGAAAAGAGUACAAACACAUCCCAGGCAGGCCUGGUUGGCACCAAGGACAGUACUUCUGAGACAGAGCGGCUCCUGUGUGGCCGGCCUCCAGAUCUGACUGCCUUGUCUCGACAUGACUUGGAAGAUAACCUGCUGAGCUCUCUUGUCAUUCUGGAGGUUCUCUCCCGCCAGCUUCGGGACUGGAAGAGCCAGCUGGCUGUCCCUCACCCAGAAACCCAGGACAGUAGCACACAGACUGACACAUCUCACAGUGGGAUAACUAAUAAACUUCAGCAUCUUAAGGAGAGCCAUGAGAUGGGACAGGCCCUACAGCAGGCCAGAAAUGUCAUGCAAUCAUGGCUGCUUGUCUCUAAAGAGCUGAUAUCCUUGCUUCACUUAUCCCUGUUUCAUUUAGAAGAAGAUAAAACUACUGUGAGUCAGGAGUCUCGGCAUACAGAAAUCUUGGUCUCUUGCUGUUUUGAUUUACUGAAGAAAUUGAGGGCAAAGCUCCAGAGCCUCAAAGCAGAAAGGGAGGAGGCAAGGCACAGAGAGGAAAUGGCUCUCAGAGGCAAGGAUGUGGCAGAGACAGUGCUGGAGGCUUUCUGUGCACAUGCCAGCCAGCGCAUCAGCCAGCUGGAACAGGACCUAGCAUCCAUGCAGGAAUUCAGAGGCCUUCUGAAGGACACCCAGACCCAACUGGUAGGGCUUCAUACCGAGCAAGAAGAGCUGGUUCAGCAGACAGUGAGUCUUACUUCUACCUUGCAACAAGACUGGAGGUCCAUGCAACUGGAUUAUACAACAUGGACAGCUUUGCUGAGUCGGUCUCGACAACUCACAGAGAAACUCACAGUCAAGAGCCGGCAGGCCGUGCAGGAACGUGAUGCAGCAAUUGAGGAAAAGCAGGAGGUUUCCAGGGAGCUGGAACAAGUCUCUGCCCAGUUAGAGGAGUGCAAAGGCCAAAUAGAACAACUGGAGUUGGAAAACAGUCGUCUAGCAACAGAUCUCCGGGCUCAGUUGCAGAUUCUGGCCAACUUGGACAACCAGCUAAAAGAGCUACAGAGUCAGCAUGCCCAUUGUGCCCAGGACCUGGCUGUGAAGGAUGAGUUACUCUGCCAACUUAUCCAGAGCAAUGAGGAGCAGGCUGCUCAAUGGCAAAAGGAAGAGAUGGCACUAAAACACAUGCAGGCAGAACUGCAGCAGCAACAAGCUGUCCUGGCCAAAGAGGUGCGGGACCUGAAAGAGACCUUGGAGUUUGCAGACCAGGAGAAUCAGGUUGCUCACCUGGAACUGGGUCAGGUUGAGUGUCAAUUGAAAACCACAUUGGAAGUGCUCCGGGAGCGCAGCUUGCAGUGUGAGAACCUCAAGGACACUGUAGAGAACCUAACGGCUAAACUGGCCAGCACUAUAGUAGAUAACCAGGAGCAAGACCUGGAGAAAACACGGCAGUACUCUCAAAAGCUAGGGGUGCUGACUGAGCAACUACAGAGGCUGACUCUCUUCCUACAGACAAAACUAAAGGAGAAGACUGAACAAGAGACCCUUCUGCUGAGUACAGCCUGUGCUCCCACCCAGGAACACCCUCUGCCUAAUGACAGCACCUUCCUGGGAAGCAUCUUGAUAGCAGUGGCAGAUGAAGAGCCAGAAUCAACUCCUGUGCCCUUGCUUGGAAGUGACAAGAGUGCUUUCACCCGAGUAGCAUCAAUGGUUUCCCUUCAGCCUGCAGAGACCCCAGGUAUGGAGGAGAGUCUGGCAGAAAUGAGUAUUAUGACUAUUGAGCUUCAGAGUCUUUGUUCCCUGCUACAAGAGUCUAAAGAAGAAGCCAUCAGGACUCUGCAGCGAAAAAUUUGUGAGCUGCAGGCUAGGCUACAAGCCCAGGAAGAACAGCAUCAGGAAGCCCAGAAGGCAAAGGAAGCAGACAUAGAGAAGCUGAACCAGGCCUUGUGCUUGCGCUACAAGAAUGAAAAGGAGCUCCAGGAAGUGAUACAGCAGCAGAAUGAGAAGAUCCUAGAACAGAUAGACAAGAGUGGCGAGCUCAUAAGCCUUAGAGAGGAGGUGACCCACCUUACCCGCUCACUUCGGCGUGCGGAGACAGAGACCAAAGUGCUCCAGGAGGCCCUGGAAGGCCAGCUGGACUCCAACUGCCAGCCUGUGGCCACCAAUUGGAUCCAGGAGAAAGUGUGGCUCUCUCAGGAGGUGGACAAACUGAGAGUGAUGUUCCUGGAGAUGAAAAAUGAGAAGGAAAAACUCAUGAUCAAGUUCCAGAGCCAUGUAAGAAUGUCCAUGCCAUUCCAGGGCCAUUUCCUACCAUCAUUAGCAAAUGCCCUGCCAUGUUUCCCCUGUCCUACCAAGCUUGCUCUUUUAUGCAUAGGACUUAUAAAAUCUGUUUGCUUUCUAGAGAAGUAUCCUAGAGGAGAACCUUCGGCGCUCUGACAAGGAGUUAGAAAAACUAGAUGACAUUGUUCAGCAUAUUUAUAAGACCCUGCUCUCUAUUCCAGAGGUGGUGAGGGGAUGCAAAGAGCUACAGGGAUUGCUGGAAUUUCUGAGCUAAGAAACUGAAGGCCAGAAUCUGCUUCACCCCUUUUUACCUGCAAUACCCCUUUACCCUAAUACCAAGACCAACUGGCAUAGAGCCAACUGAGAUAAAUGCUAUUUAAAUAAAGUGUAUUUAAUGUAUUUCUCCAA